Messenger RNA from Panicum virgatum (switchgrass), 1146 nucleotides. RefSeq names its product ethylene-responsive transcription factor 1-like. The coding region runs from base 1 to 1146 and encodes 381 amino acids. The transcript has 3 exons. The record is from RefSeq and is a predicted model, not a curated record. NCBI's taxonomy places the organism in Eukaryota, Viridiplantae, Streptophyta, Magnoliopsida, Poales, Poaceae. Gene Ontology annotation, biological process: regulation of DNA-templated transcription; ethylene-activated signaling pathway. Gene Ontology annotation, molecular function: DNA binding; DNA-binding transcription factor activity.
AUGGCCAAAAUCACAAAUAAGACAGUUGUAGAGAUGGGCCAAGAGAGAAUUCAAGAAAAGAAGAUCGAGAACUAUAGUAAAUAUCGAGCAAAGAGGGUGUGGAAGAUAGAUGAAGAUGAGGACUAUGAAGCUGAUUUUCAAGCAUUUUUAAUGGAUGAGGAUGAGGAGGAGGAGGGCCGCUAUAAGUUUAGGGCGCUCAUGGAUUCCUCCAGGCGAACAAAAGAGAAAGAUGGAUCUGAAUUUCUGAAGAAAGAUGCUAUGAUCAUCCAUAAACUAGACCCUACUAAUGGUCCUAUUACGAAGCCAAAGCAGAAGCGCAAGAACCCAUAUAGGGGCAUCCGCCGACGCCCUUGGGGCAAAUGGGCUGCUGAAAUCCGUGAUCCUAAAAAGGGUGUUCGUGUUUGGUUAGGCACAUAUAAAACACCAGAAGAUGCUGCUAGGGCAUAUGAUGCUGAGGCUCGCAAGAUUAGAGGCAAUAAGGCAAAGGUGAAUUUCCCUGAUGAGGCACCACUAAACAUGAUGAGUAACAUACCAAAGCCAGUUGUUACUGCAAUGCCACCAAUGCUUGUUCCAGCAGAGAAGUUUAAUGCCAACACACUGGUUCACCAUAUAAACAACUCAAAUGAGGAUUUAUUUUCGGUGGUGAACUUUAGUGGUAGCAAUGCUCACUCAGUUCCUAAUGAGGGCUUUGGGUUACUCUCCAUGAAUGUGCCUAAUGUGUCUUAUGAGAUUUCAAGGAUGGGAAUUCCAAGGAUGGGCCAUUGUCCAAGUCAAAAUCAAUUUUCAAUUGGUUCAUCAAGCCAUGGAUCGGGCAAUGAUACCAUCAAGAACCUAAAUGCAUGCUCCUCCUUACCACAUCUUGGUAUGCAGAUGUUCGGUCAACGUACUUUUGCUGGUCCACCAAUGAUGAUAGAAAGAAACAUUGGAGCGCUUGCUCCUACUUUGAGAAAUGCCACACCCAUUGUUCCAUUUGAUGUGGCUAGUGUUGAUGCUGGGACAAAACUAAUUGAUCAGCAGCCUACCCUGCAGCAGGUGGUGGAAAAUAAAUAUAUUCCUUCCAAUUUACAAGGUGAUGUUAUUGAGGAUGUGGCUGCAGAGAUCACAAUGUGGGAUUUCUAUGACCAGCUGUUAGCCAAGGAAAAUUGA